AUGCCGGUGUUUCUCUGGGGGGAUAAGGAUAACAAAAAGUAUAACUCAUCGUACUUUGAACGAUACGAACAUAUCUGUGUUUGGGCCCAGCAUGACUGGAUCAGUGUGAACCCAGUGACGAAGGGUAUUUCAAUGCAUGGAAGAAGUGAUGGUGUGUUGAAUCCAUCAGGAAUCCGCUUUGGUAGUGCUGAGAUCUAUGCGAUAUCUGAGGGACCUCAAUUCAACACCGAGAUUGAGAAUACCCUCUGUGUUGGAAGACGCCGUGUAAAGGACAAAGACGAGGAAGUCUUCCUUUUCGUCAAGAUGAGAAAUCAAGCUCAGAACAGACUGACUCCUGAACUGGAGCAGCGGUUAAGACUAGCAAUACGGACCAGUCUAUCGGCACGCCAUGUACCCAAGUUCAUUGUGCAGGUUCCGGAGAUACCUAUGACUAUCAAUGGGAAGAAAGUCGAGAUUGCGGUCAAGAAGAUUAUCAGCGGGAACAAGGUGCAAGUCAGCGCGACAGUGGUGAACCCGAAGGCACUGGAGUUUUAUGAACAAUUUUAUGAACUUGAAGCACAACCGAAGGCUAAACUGUGA
Messenger RNA from Trichophyton verrucosum HKI 0517, 579 nucleotides. RefSeq lists its product as uncharacterized. The record is from RefSeq and is a predicted model, not a curated record. Gene Ontology annotation, cellular component: cytosol. The transcript is spliced from 2 exons. Gene Ontology annotation, molecular function: acetoacetate-CoA ligase activity. NCBI's taxonomy places the organism in Eukaryota, Fungi, Ascomycota, Eurotiomycetes, Onygenales, Arthrodermataceae. The coding region runs from base 1 to 579 and encodes 192 amino acids.